This is a messenger RNA of Linnemannia hyalina, 1239 nucleotides long. Lineage: Eukaryota; Fungi; Mortierellomycota; Mortierellomycetes; Mortierellales; Mortierellaceae. The record is from the annotation of a GenBank genome assembly.
AUGAACGUAAACGCCACCUCAACUGCCAGUGCCAAAAGUAUUGACAACCUACACCAAUAUCAGACCGUCGUGGAAGGCUGCCACUUCGAUGGCCGCACUCCGUGUCACACUGACUUCUCAGAAGACGACACCAUAGACCUCACUCAGGACGGGCCCCAACCAGUUCAGCAGAUCAAGGGCAACAACUCGACUCCUGCCCGAGAAUGGAUAUCAUUGUUGGAGGUUCAGUCUCAGGAGACGGAGGAGACUGAAGAUUACCGAGGUGGCCAGCAAGGCAAGAAGGAGGGAGUGACACUACUGGACGAGGAUACUCUGGUUUGCGAGACAGAGGAUGAGGCGUCAGGCGUACGGAGGGCGAUCUACCAAGAGUAUGAACCGAAAGCAUAUCAUGAGGUCAGCGAGAUCGACUGCAGUGGACAUGAGACGACCGCGCCCAGGCAUGACUCCAUACUGGUGGAGGAUGAUUGUGCAGGUAGUGACAGGGAGGUCCAUGAAGAAGAAGGAGAAAAUACCCCUGUAGACUACGGGAGAGUUCAAAUGCCGCAAGUUAUCAAGUAUAUCUCCAAGGACCAUGACCCUGCUGACGAUGUCGUUGAAGGUGAUGAGGGAGAUCAUGGAUAUGGGAUGGCAGUAGCAGCAACGGUGUUUGACGACGAAUACCUCGACCUCUUGUUCAGCCGGAUCGCACGACUUUACGAACAGUUGCCUACACGCGUCGCCCAAGACAUGCUCCCCUACAUGUUCACCAGCUCCACUCCCAUCUCUUCUGCCUCUUCUUCCUCUAACUUCGAAACCAUCAACAACGGCGACCCUAAUACUACAGCAUCAUCAGCAACAACACAAGCAGUGACGACAUUCUCCCAGCCAAGCAAGACGAAUUGGAAGGAGAAAACCCUUGUGACGAAGAAGCAGAAGGAGGUGUUCGAGGUCGAGAAGAGGGUGGUGCGGUCUGUGCUCGAGAAGGUACGUGAUUCUGAGAGUGCUGAUGAAAUGUUGAUGCAGGGUCGAGGAAACGUAGGAGGGGGAAACGGACGGCGGCGUCGAGGUAGCGGUACCAAUGCUGGCGUUGACGGUGGUGCUUCGCUAAGGGAGCGGGUCGAGUCUGCAAAGGAAGCUGUUGAGGCUGAUGUGGUGCGUGAAGGAGGCAUUCGACGGUACCAUGACGAUCUCGGCCUUGCUGAUGGUAUCGCCUGGAAGUUCGAGCGUUGUCCCCAGAUUUACACCAAGCACAAAGUCUGA